Molecule: messenger RNA, 2311 nt
Organism: Monomorium pharaonis (pharaoh ant)
Lineage: Eukaryota; Metazoa; Arthropoda; Insecta; Hymenoptera; Formicidae
Product: odorant receptor 82a
Exons: 4
Biological process (GO): sensory perception of smell; detection of chemical stimulus involved in sensory perception of smell
Cellular component (GO): plasma membrane
Molecular function (GO): odorant binding; olfactory receptor activity
Source: RefSeq, a predicted model, not a curated record
AAACUACAGUAGUAAUAACAUAUAGAAACUUUUUCACAAUAAGGGUGAUAUUAAGAGAGAUUUAGCCUGUUAAAUGCGUAGGAUACGGUUACCUUGAUAAUCGAAAGUUAACGUAAAAUGGGUUUUUCGAUAACCAGUGGUAAAUCUUCCAGUGGAAUUCAGACUACGCGCUAUCGGCAUUUGGUUGGAAUUUUAUAGCAUCUUAUAUGAGAUUUUUUGGAUAAUUUUCUUAAGCAGAUCUAUUUGCUCAAACAUUCCAGUUUAGAUUGCCACUUGCACUGAAACAAUUAAUUUUUUCGACUUCGUGGACAGCAUCAUAUUGUCUUAUAGCUGUUACUUUAGAAACAUUUAUCUUUUGCUUUUCUAAAAAAUAUUUUGGAAGUAAAAUUUAAAAUCUUACUAUAUAAAUUCUAAAUACUUAUGUAUAAAGAUAAAUAUAUAGAAGCACUUAUAUUGCUCUUUGCGCCAUACAAUAAUCUAAUAAAAUGCUUUAGUUGAUGAAUUUCUCUUGUUCAGAGUAGAAAUAGACAUUCGUAUCAAUACACAUAAAUAUAUUAGUUCAUACAUUGAAGUAUUAUUGAUAAUUUUAAAUUUUUAAUCCAAGAUCACUUUAAAUAAUUCGUGCAUAUUCGAAUUCAAAUUAUAUACAAAGUUAAUUCAUCUUUCCCUGUUGCAUUCUCUUAUAAAUUUAUUAGUUAUUCGCGAAAAUUUAUAUCCGGGUUUUAUUUCUGGAUCUUUGAUACUUUAUUCAGAAACUUUUUUUGAUGAUGGUCACUUUGGCGAUCUCUGCUCUUGCACUAGUGCACUACAACUUUUUCCCCAUGCUCUUGCAUUUUUAAAGUAAUCACCUGGAAUAACUAUGAAAAGUGGUUUUCCUGUUCGGGAAGUUACCAAAUAAUACUGUUGUCGAUUCUUCGCUCGUCAAGACCUGCAAUCAUUAUUCGAUCGUAGUAACUUUUUUCUGCAUUCUUGAACACAUGACAAAAUACAUGUCUAUCGUACGCGAUUGGUCGGCAGCCGUAAAGGUGGGGCCGUGUCCGAUCUUUAUGUUAAUAUCUCGAAGGUUAUUCUUCAACGAGUGCGUACAGCGAUCGGAAGUCUCGUCGGAAACUUAUACUCGUUUCGUUCGAUUUAAAGAAGUUUGAAUCAAAGAAGUAAACGAGAAACGUGAAACUCUUUGGGUGAUGAUACCGACCAGCACUGUCAGCCAACCGGUAGAAAUCGGUCUCCGUCUUACUGGCAUAUGGCCCAAUUCCUCGAUUCUCGUCAGAUUACUUUGGACAUUGGGAAUAGGAACGUCACUGAUCUUCCAAUAUUAUUAUCUUCUGAAGCAUUUCAACAUCAAUGAGCUGGCAAAUAUUGUAGACAGUUUAAGCAUCAUCAUGCCGCACAGUCUGCUCUUCUUCAAAUUAUUUAUUUUCUGGGUUAAUAACCGAACAUUCAACGAUAUUCUGGUGGCGAUGUCCAAUGAUUGGCACAAAUAUUCCAGUAUGUGCGUCAUGAUUGAUAAGGCGGUCCUUGCGCAUCUGUGCUCGAAAUUGACUAUUAGUCUUUACUCGAUAGCAGUGUUGCUUUUCAGUAUCGCGUCCAUCAGCUUUUCCAGGCAGACCAGUGACGAUUGCCGGGAAUUACUGAUAAAGAUGGAGUUUCCCUUCAAAUUUUGCGAAUCGCCAAUCUAUGAGAUUGUGACGUGCAUACAAUUUAUUGAUCUAAUAGCUGGUGGCUCUAUCGUAGGUGUACUUGAUGCAUUAAUGAUUACUUUGAUGUUGCACAUUGGUGGGCAGAUAGACCUUAUGCGACAGGAAGUGGAAGGAAUUUGUUCCAAAGAUAAAUAUGAUUUGCCUGUUGCUCUUGUGAGAUCUGUAAUCAAUAGGCAUCAUAAGAUUAUUACUUUCUCAGAACAAAUUGAGAUACUUUUCUCUUAUAUUGCACUGAUGCAAUUUCUUUUGAAUACAGUGGUCGUAUGUUGCAUCGGGUUUCUCAUGAUAACCUCAUUGGGCACAGAUGAAGGCAUAAGGAUAUUAAUGAAGACUAUGCUUUUUUAUGUUGCUGUUACUUUGGAAGCGUUUAUCUUUUGUUUUGCCGGUGAAUAUCUAAGUAAUAAAGUAAGUACUCAAAAUUAUUUGUUAGAUUUUUUUUGUAAAACUGUUAGAAAGAUUAUAUAUAAGAUGCAUUGUUAAUAAAAAGAUUGAACCAAUGCGCAGAGAUUGCUCAUGUAAUAAUAAAGCACUAUAUGUACAUACAUAUACAUGCAGGGCACUGUUUUGUGUUUCCAUAUGCAUUUGUCUUUUAUUUAUAUUUUAGAGCAAGA